CAUCUCCGGGAUGCGCCCGCCGCCUGCAACUCGGCCCUCCAAAAGUCAGCUCUGCACACAACUCCCGGGCGGCGGCGGCGCCUGCGUGCAGAGGCGCACUCGUGACCCAACAACAAAACAGCGAUGCCACGGCGCUAACGGCGCCCGGUGCCUCCCGGGCUCCCUCCCCGCCCCACACCUCCUCGGGCCGCCGCCCCCACCCCCCCAAGCCCGGGCCGAGAGCCCCCCCAACUAGCCCGGCCGCGGGCUCCGAGCGCGAUCGGCAACAAUGUUUACGUUCCGGGGAUUAUGACGUCGACGCCUCCCCCCCCCACAACUGCUGAAAAUGGUUUCCUAGGACUUUGCAAACGGAUCUGCCUAAGUGUUGGUGCAAAACUUUGUAGAUCUCGGCUCUGGCUUGCUUUAUUUAUUUAUUUUUUGGUUUGUUUUCUUUGGUCUUCCCUCCUUCCCCCCUCGGCCAAAAUGCAGGGGGCAGGAGUGUUGACAAUUAAUUGGUGAACUCUCCUAAAAAAAUGGAGGCAGAGAAAGACUCUGGAAGAAGAUUGCGCCCGAUUGACCGCCAGCGAUACGACGAGAACGAGGACUUGUCGGACGUGGAGGAGAUCGUCAGCGUCCGCGGCUUCAGCCUGGAGGAGAAGCUUCGCAGCCAGCUGUACCAGGGGGACUUCGUGCACGCCAUGGAGGGCAAAGAUUUCAACUAUGAGUACGUACAGAGAGAAGCUCUCAGGGUUCCCCUGAUAUUUCGAGAAAAGGAUGGACUGGGAAUUAAGAUGCCUGACCCUGAUUUCACAGUCCGAGACGUCAAACUCCUAGUGGGGAGCCGGCGGCUUGUGGACGUGAUGGAUGUGAACACCCAGAAGGGCACGGAGAUGAGCAUGUCCCAGUUUGUGCGUUACUACGAGACGCCCGAGGCCCAGCGGGACAAGCUGUACAACGUCAUCAGCCUAGAGUUCAGCCACACCAAGCUGGAGCACUUGGUCAAGCGUCCGACUGUGGUAGACCUGGUGGACUGGGUGGACAACAUGUGGCCCCAGCAUCUGAAGGAGAAGCAGACAGAAGCCACGAACGCCAUUGCAGAGAUGAAGUACCCGAAAGUGAAGAAGUACUGUCUGAUGAGCGUGAAAGGUUGUUUCACUGACUUCCACAUCGACUUUGGAGGCACUUCCGUUUGGUACCAUGUUUUCCGGGGUGGGAAGAUUUUUUGGCUGAUUCCUCCAACGCUGCACAAUUUGGCGCUGUACGAGGAGUGGGUGCUGUCAGGCAAACAGAGUGACAUCUUUCUGGGAGACCGUGUGGAACGAUGCCAAAGAAUUGAGCUGAAGCAGGGCUACACAUUUUUCAUCCCUUCCGGUUGGAUCCAUGCCGUCUACACCCCUGUAGACUCUUUGGUGUUCGGCGGAAACAUCCUGCACAGCUUUAACGUGCCCAUGCAGCUGCGGAUCUACGAGAUCGAGGACAGGACGCGGGUGCAGCCCAAAUUCCGUUACCCCUUCUACUAUGAGAUGUGCUGGUAUGUCCUGGAGAGAUACGUGUACUGUGUGACCCAGCGCUCCCACCUCACUCAGGAAUACCAGAGGGAGUCGAUGCUUAUUGAUGCCCCGAGGAAGCCCAGCAUAGACGGCUUCUCUUCCGAUUCCUGGCUGGAGAUGGAGGAGGAGGCCUGUGAUCAGCAGCCUCAGGAGGAGGAGGAGAAGGACGAGGAGGGCGAGGGCAGGGACAGGGCACCCAAACCGCCCACCGAUGGCUCCACUUCACCCACCAGCACGCCCUCUGAGGACCAGGAGGCCCUUGGGAAGAAGCCCAAAGCACCUGCCCUGCGAUUCCUCAAAAGGACUUUGUCUAACGAGUCGGAGGAAAGUGUGAAGUCCACCACAUUGCCUGUAGACUACCCCAAGACCCCCACCGGCUCUCCCGCCACGGAGGUCUCUGCCAAAUGGACCCAUCUCACCGAGUUUGAACUGAAGGGCCUGAAAGCUCUGGUGGAGAAACUGGAAUCCCUCCCGGAGAACAAGAAGUGUGUCCCCGAAGGCAUCGAGGACCCCCAGGCACUCCUGGAGGGUGUGAAGAACGUCCUGAAGGAGCACGCGGAUGAUGACCCUAGUCUGGCCAUCACUGGGGUCCCUGUGGUGACUUGGCCAAAGAAGACUCCAAAGAACCGGGCUGUGGGUCGGCCCAAGGGGAAGCUGGGCCCGGCCUCCGCGGUGAAGUUGGCCGCCAACCGGACAACGGCAGGAGCUCGGCGGCGCCGGACGCGAUGCCGCAAGUGCGAGGCCUGCCUGCGGACCGAGUGCGGAGAGUGCCACUUCUGCAAGGACAUGAAGAAGUUCGGGGGCCCCGGGCGCAUGAAGCAGAGCUGCAUCAUGCGGCAGUGCAUCGCGCCAGUGCUGCCCCACACCGCCGUGUGCCUUGUGUGUGGCGAGGCGGGGAAGGAAGACACGGUGGAAGAGGAGGAAGGCAAGUUUAACCUCAUGCUCAUGGAGUGCUCCAUCUGCAAUGAAAUCAUCCACCCUGGAUGCCUUAAGAUUAAGGAGUCAGAGGGUGUGGUCAACGACGAGCUUCCAAACUGCUGGGAGUGUCCGAAGUGUAACCACGCCGGCAAGACCGGGAAACAAAAGCGUGGCCCUGGCUUUAAGUACGCCUCCAACCUGCCCGGCUCCCUGCUCAAGGAGCAGAAGAUGAACCGGGACAACAAGGAAGGGCAGGAACCUGCCAAGCGGAGGAGUGAGUGUGAGGAGGCGCCCCGGCGCAGGUCGGAUGAGCACCCGAAGAAGGUGCCGCCGGACGGCCUCCUGCGCAGAAAGUCUGACGACGUGCACCUGAGGAAGAAGCGGAAAUACGAGAAGCCCCAGGAGCUGAGUGGACGCAAGCGGGCCUCAUCGCUUCAAACGUCCCCCGGUUCCUCCUCUCACCUCUCGCCGAGGCCCCCUCUAGGCAGCAGCCUCAGCCCCUGGUGGAGAUCCAGUCUCACUUACUUCCAGCAGCAGCUCAAACCUGGCAAAGAAGAUAAGCUUUUCAGGAAAAAGCGGCGGUCCUGGAAGAACGCCGAGGACCGCAUGGCGCUGGCCAACAAGCCCCUCCGGCGCUUCAAGCAGGAACCCGAGGACGAACUGCCCGAGGCGCCCCCCAAGACCAGGGAGAGCGACCACUCCCGCUCCAGCUCCCCCACCGCGGGACCCAGCACCGAAGGGGCCGAGGGCCCGGAGGAGAAGAAGAAGGUGAAGAUGCGCCGGAAGCGGCGGCUUCCCAACAAGGAGCUGAGCAGGGAGCUGAGCAAGGAGCUCAACCACGAGAUCCAGAGGACGGAGAACAGCCUGGCCAACGAGAACCAGCAGCCCAUCAAGUCGGAGCCUGAGAGCGAGGGCGAGGAGCCCAAGCGGCCCCCGGGCAUCUGCGAGCGUCCCCACCGCUUCAGCAAGGGGCUCAACGGCACCCCCCGGGAGCUGCGGCACCAGCUGGGGCCCAGCCUGCGCAGCCCGCCCCGUGUCAUCUCCCGGCCCCCACCCUCCGUGUCCCCGCCCAAGUGUAUCCAGAUGGAGCGCCAUGUGAUCCGGCCACCCCCCAUCAGCCCCCCGCCUGACUCGCUACCCCUGGACGAUGGGGCAGCCCACGUCAUGCACAGGGAGGUGUGGAUGGCCGUCUUCAGCUACCUCAGCCACCAAGACCUGUGUGUGUGCAUGCGGGUCUGCAGGACCUGGAACCGCUGGUGCUGCGAUAAGCGGUUGUGGACCCGCAUUGACCUGAACCACUGCAAGUCUAUCACACCCCUGAUGCUGAGUGGCAUCAUCCGGCGACAGCCCGUCUCCCUCGACCUCAGCUGGACCAAUAUCUCCAAGAAGCAGCUGAGCUGGCUCAUCAACCGGCUGCCUGGGCUCCGGGACUUGGUGCUGUCAGGCUGCUCAUGGAUCGCGGUCUCGGCCCUUUGCAGCUCCAGUUGUCCGCUGCUCCGGACCCUGGAUGUCCAGUGGGUGGAGGGACUAAAGGAUGCCCAGAUGCGGGAUCUCCUGUCCCCGCCCACGGACAACAGGCCAGGUCAAAUGGACAAUCGGAGCAAGCUCCGGAACAUCGUGGAGCUGCGCCUGGCAGGCCUGGACAUCACAGAUGCCUCCCUGCGGCUCAUCAUCCGCCACAUGCCCCUGCUCUCCAAGCUCCACCUCAGUUACUGUAACCACGUCACCGACCAGUCCAUCAACCUGCUCACCGCUGUUGGCACCACCACCCGAGACUCCUUAACCGAGAUCAACCUGUCUGGCUGGCGGGCGGGCAGGCGGGCCCCACGCGCCAGCAGGAAACAUCUGUCAGCCUGCCUGUGGAGGGUCCGAGAAACCAGGCUGCAGUGACCUCUAACGCACAGAGGGACCAAAGGAAAGUCUUUUCCUUCUAGCUUCUUUGUUGGAAGGGUCUUUGGGCUCCAGUUUUGGGGAAUAUGUGAACCACAAGCCAGGAAGAAUGCUGGCUGGGCAUGAAUGAGCCUCCAAAGAGGGCCCAAAUUAGUACCCAAAGACAACUCAGAAAAGGAGCCAGCUGGGCCUCCAGGUCUCACUUCACACCAAGUGCUGCCUUACCACCGACAGGUAACUGCCAGGAUGCACUUGAGGCCCCCUCAGCCGUCUGACAGCUACAGACCACAGCAGUGUGCCAACCAGAUGGCAGAGUUCUCUGGCAUGGGAGCUGCCUGCUCUGGUGCUUGAAGGUGUCAAGGGAGAGGCAGGACUUGGGUCAGUCUCUUCUAGCCAGGAACUAGGCAAACAUUACAGGGGAAAAAUAUCCCUGAGCUGGUGAUGGAGUGGGGACAGCAUAGCUGCAUCUGAGUAAGGAAUGAGACGCAUUCUUGGGAUGAGCUAGACAGUGCUCUGGAAGGCAGAUAGGGAGCUGGGAACAGGGUCAAGAUGGAAGAUUCUGAGGGUGAUUUCUUGCUGAAAAUGUCUAGCCUGAAUCUAAGCAAGCCUCUGGGAUAUCUGCAGUUUAUAGGAAAAGCAGGAGAGAUGGAACAAGCUAAAUGACACCUUUAAGAUGACAAGUGUGAAUGUGGGACAUCCUCUAAGAAAACCGUCCUGGUCAGACAGGCGCAACACCUAUAUCCCAGUGGUCUGGGAGGCUGGGUGGGGAAGAUCACUUGAGACUAGGAGUUCAAAUCUAACUGGUCAACAUGUCAUAGUAAAUAAUGAAAAAUGAAAAGUAUAUGAAAAUAAGCUUGUAUUAGUAAAAUCCCUAUUCUUUAUACUUAAAAUGAAUCAAGUAUUGAGUUUUGGGGAUCAUGAGUUUCCCGAAGGAAUUGUAUGAUAACAUUCUACAACUUCCUUCAUCAUUGGAUUUUGCAGUAAGAUUAUAAAGAGGGUCAGCCAUUUGAGGGGGAACUACUUGAGGGAUUAAUUAGAAGAUUAAGGGAUACCCUUUGAAAAACUGAGUUAUUGCCGGGCACGGUGGCUCACACCUAUAAUCCCAGCACUUUGGGAGGCUGAGCUGGAUGGAUCACCUGAGUUCACGAGUUCAAGACCAGCCUGGCCAACAUGGUGAAACCCCAUCUCUACUAAAAAUAAAAAAAAUUAGCCGGGCGUGGUGGCCGGCGCCUGCAAUCCCAGCUACUUGGGAGGCUGAGGCAGAAUCGCUUGAACCUGGGAAGGGGAGGUUGCAGUAAGCCGAGGUCGUGCCACUGCAUUCCAGCCUGGGCAACAAGAGCAAAACUCCAUCUCCAAAAAAAAAAAAAAAAAAAAAAAAGAGAAAAAAAAACCCAUGAAAACCUGAGUUAUCUGUUGAAGCAUCUCUCGUUUUCCCAUCUUCAGUCUAAAAGCAGGGCCUUCACUUGUGAAUGCCUAUGUGUAUGUAGACAGCUUUCCAGCACCACUGCUCCAGGUUCACGAAUUGGUGAGCAUGUUUGAAGAUUCUGUGCUGAUGUGGAGGCCACUGUCUGAAAGGACUAGCUGUAUAAAGGAAGUCAGUUUGGUGGCGUAUGUGGUGCUCUGACUUUACUACUUUACACCACCUCCUCGCUUGCAGGGAUUUUGAUAACAUGUAGAUAUGCAUGAUUGCGGUUUGCCCUUCGUAUUUUUAUUCCCACUCAAUUUAAUAAAGAAAUGAAAGUGUUGAUACUAAGGAUGAUUAGCAAAGGUCACAAAUGUAAUACCAUUGAGGCCAAGCACAGUAGCUCAAGCCUGUAAUCCCAGCACUUUGGAAGGCUGAGGCGGGCUGAUCACAUGAGGUCAGGAGUUUGAGGCCAGCCUGGACAACAUGGUGGAACCCAGUUUCUACUUACUACAAAAAAAAAAAAAAAAGUCGGGCAUGGUGGCACACACCUAUAAUUCCAGCUACUCAGGAGGCUGAGGCAGGAGAAUCACUUAAACCUGGGAGGCGGAGGUCGCAGUGAGCCAAGAUUGUGCCAUUGUACUCCAGCCUGGGUGACAAAAGCGAGACUCUGUCUCAAAAAAAAAGCACAAAGGGUGUGUCUGCAGAUGAGGGUGUGAUGAAGUCUGAAUUCUGCUUUUGCUAGAAGGGCAUGUUGGUCUGGUGUCUAGGCUGCUGGCACACGGUCAGUCCUGGAGUUAGGGCCAAACAGCUGUCCCUCAUGCUGUGAAUUGCUCCAAAGCACUGCGGCCUGCAAAAGCAAAAAUGAUCCCAAGAUGCCCUUAGGGAUGUUCUUUCUGUGACCCAGCAAUGCCCCUCUGGGAAUUUAUCUGAAGGAAGGAGGCAAAUAAAUGCACAGUAAUAGACAUAGAGCAGUACUCAUCAACAACAUAUUAGAUGAGAAAAGCAAGCUACUUGACAUGGUGUGUGAACCUAUCAUCAUUGUAAAAGCACACAGAACUACUUACAUGAGCAUACGCACGUAUAGAGGCAGCUGUGUGGUAAAUUAGAAGUGAUUUUCACGUGGUUAUCUGAAUGCUUUUGAGGCAUAUAUUAACCUUUAUACCUGGCGGGUGAGACCCUUCCCCGUUUGAAGAAGAGAGAUUUUAAGCAAAUAACAUUUUAUUUAGUGCAGCACAGCAGGGACUGGAAUAUGUAGAGCUCUGACCUGUCCCCACUGCUGAGUGCCUGGGUCUGGCGGCGGGGGCGGC
Molecule: messenger RNA, 7049 nt
Organism: Gorilla gorilla gorilla (western lowland gorilla)
Lineage: Eukaryota; Metazoa; Chordata; Mammalia; Primates; Hominidae
Gene: KDM2B
Product: lysine demethylase 2B
Exons: 23
Coding region: 513-4337 (1274 amino acids)
Molecular function (GO): zinc ion binding; DNA binding; protein binding
Source: RefSeq, a predicted model, not a curated record